GUUUGCAAGUGACCCAGCUGACAUUGCUGGACCAGUCGUCUGUCCGGCACCAUGUACCGGUACCAUGCCGUGUGUGCCAUCUUGGCUCUUGUGCCUGCUAUCAUCCUGGGCUUUGACCCCGGGGACCAGCAGCAGGAGGACUACGACAGUUAUGACGCAUCUCAGCAGCAAAUGAUGGACUUAUUUGCCCCCGAGGAAUCACAGGUUCAUGAAGUGAUUCAACAGCCACAACAUGGGUUGGGGCUGUCUAUACCUGGUCUUGGACAAAUUCUGCAUCAAAAUCCACCACGUGGCGUUCAGGCAGACCCAAGCUACUUUCAAAGUGGUGCUUUGGGCCAUGCAUUGGGAAGUCUGAGAUCCUUGAAACAUUUUACAUUAGGAAGUUGCUCAACUCGUUUGACCUCUCCGAUGAACUCUGCCCUCAAAUGUUCUACUUACAGUGGGUGUCAGGCCACUUGCAAGAAGGGCUACUUAUUUCCCAGCGGAGACACUCAGAUAUUCUUCGUCUGUGACAACGCCAAGUGGAAGGUCAAGGGCAGCACCGAUGACACCAUUCCCAACUGCAAGCCCACGUGUAUCCCACCUUGUCAGCAUGGAGGCUCGUGUUCCUCUCCCAACACAUGUGACUGUGUGGAGCCGUUCUCUGGUCCUUACUGUCAGUACGAGCGCAAGCGUUGUCUCGGCUACCCUCCUACACCCAACAAUGCUCGCAAGAUCUGCAACUCCGAAAGUUGCACCAUCACGUGUUUGGACAAGCAUCAGUUUCCUGAUGGCUCGGGAAUAGCCAACGUGUUCUGCAAGGAGGGGCAGUGGUCUCCUGCUAGGCCUGACUGGCCCACCAUACCGGACUGCAAGCCUGUCUGCAUUCCUGAAUGCCAAAAUGGUGGAAGUUGUAUGGCAUUCAACAAGUGCAACUGUGCGCAACAAUUCAGAGGACCUUUCUGCCAAUACCCGGUGGAUGGGUGUGACUUCCGCAAACUGAACUUCAAUGGUAACUACAACUGCAGCGAGAGUGGAGGCACGUACUCUUGUAGCCUCACUUGUCCACAGGGCAUGGACUUCAGCUCUCCCCCCGCCCCCUUGUACUCCUGUAUGUACAGUGAGGCGCGGUACAGACCUCCCACUCCACCCCAGUGCAUCUUUGGUGAAGAGGACAAAAGUUCUGGCCCAAACCUAGUGUUUAGCAGAGGAGAUGGAGGCAGCAUACUGAGUGAGACCGAGAUAGUAUCUCGCUACAGUGCCCCCCGCAAGUUCCACAUCUCGGACCUGCCGGUGGGUUACUCAGACCUGGUCAGCAGUCUGUUUGUGCUGGAGAAGAAGACCCCUACUCCUGGCACCUGCUUCGCUUGGGCCGGCUACCACUACAAGACCUUCGAUGGCAGAAUCAUAAGCUUCAAGAGUGGAUGUACGUACACGCUGGCCAGUGACAUCGUAGACAACACCUUCCAGAUACAGAGCUCUACGCACAACUGCACGGCUGGCUCCUGUCACUUCAAAGUCAUCCUCUACAUCAACGACAAGAGAUAUGAGCUAGCACUCUCUGACCAAGGACUGCCGGUGGUUGUGGGAGAGUCUCGACAAUGGACUGUGCCUAGUCAGUUGGCAGACCUGCGUACUGAGAUCGUGGGCUAUUCUGUGGUGGCAACCCUGCAAGGUCUGGGUGUCUCCGUGCACUGGAAUUUAAAGGACACGGUGGAGGUUCAGGUGACGGAGGCGUUGUGGAAUCGAACUGGAGGUCUCUGUGGCCGCAUGGAUGGACACGCAACCAACGACUUGGAACGUGAGCAGGACAGCGUUGUCGCGUACGCGAACAGGUGGCAGGCAAACCCACCCUCUGAGCGAUGCACCAGCUCUGUGGAGGAAGAUGCCUGUGUGGAUGCAGCAUCUCAACAAAGUGCUCACGAGUUCUGUAAUCGUCUUAUGGUGGACAAGCGUUUUGAAGCAUGCAGGAAGUUCCUGCCCACAAGACAGUACUACGAGGCUUGUCGUUGGGACUAUUGUUCUUGCCGUGACUGGAAUCAGAAGGCCUGCGGUUGUCGGUCUAUCGCCAUGUUUGUGCGUGACUGUCUCCAGCACGGCGAGAAGAGCGUGGAAAACUGGCGUGACGAGGAUAACUGCCCCGUAGAGUGCAGUGGAGGCAGAGUAUACAAGGCCUGUGGUCCUGCUUCUGUGGCUACGUGUAUGACAGGUGACAUAGAGCUGUUGAGCUCUCAAUGCGAGGAGGGCUGCUACUGCCCGAAUGGCACGAGACUCCACGAGGGCAAGUGUAUCCCGCAGGAAGAGUGUCCUUGCUACUUAAGAGCCAAGGCUUUCCAAACCGGUCAGAAGGUGGCUAAGGAUUGUAACACUUGUGAGUGUGCGAAUGGCAAAUGGGUCUGUACGAGUUCAGUGUGUUCCGCAAGAUGCGAGGCGAUCGGAGACCCUCACUACCAGACAUUUGACGGCAGACGAUACAACUUCAUGGGGAAGUGCUCUUACUAUUUGCUCCAUACUGACAACUACACAGUUGAGGCGGAGAACGUGGCAUGUGACGGCAGGAUAUCACAGAAUAUGGGAUUCUCAUUAUCGACUGGCUUUACACCUUCCUGUACCAGGACCGUCACUAUUAGGAUGGGAAAAGAUCAGGUCCUACGGCUCAAGCAACACAAGGAGAUCUCUGUAAACAACGAGGAUGUUGAGAAUCUGCCUGUGGUUCUGGCUGGAGCAUAUGUUCGAGCAGCAUCCUCCAUGUUUGUGCAAGUGGAGAUGCCGGACGGUGUGGAGGUGUGGUGGGACGGUCAGACCAGAGUCUACAUCACAGCUCCUCCUGCACUUAAGGGAAAGACAAAGGGACUAUGCGGCACGUUCAAUGGUAACCAGAAGGAUGACUUCCUGACUCCUGAGGAUGAUGUGGAGCAGGAGCCGUCUGCCUUCGCUGACAAGUGGAGGACUCGAGAGACCUGUGAGAACAGUGCGACUGUCUCCAGUAGCAGCCACCCCUGUGACAAGCAUGUACAGAACAGGGCAGUAGCAGAGAGUUACUGUUCCAACAUCACCAGCAACCUCUUUGCAGACUGCCACUACCUGGUUGAUCCUGCUCCUUACUACGAAGACUGUCUGUAUGACGUUUGCUCGUGCAAUGGUCGUUUGUCGGAGUGCCUGUGUCCUGUCAUAGCUGCCUACGCCAAGCAGUGUACGUUCCAGGGCGCCACCAUAGACUGGAGGGAUAAGGUUGUAGAAUGUGGGAUCCAGUGUCCUCACGGACAGCAGUACCAGGCGUGUGGGUCGACUUGUGCGCACUCCUGCAGUGACCUUGGUCGUGAGUGUCCCCGCCACUGGCAGUGUGUGGAAGGCUGCUACUGUCCAUCGGGACACACCCUGGACCCUAGGACCGGGGAGUGUGUCAGCGUGGCCACAUGUCCCUGCCAGCACCAUGGGAUGGAGUACCCACCCAACCACAAGGAAAUACGCCCAGGCACCAAAGCUCUGCAGUUUUGUGAAUGUACCAACGGAGUGUGGCGCUGCUCCGCAGCUAGUGCAGAACAGAUCAGAGACUACCCCAACCAGUCCUUGGAUCUGACAACCUCCUGCAGUGCUACAAGACACCAGGAGUACACCCACUGUGAACCUCCGGAGCCAAUCACCUGCAAGAACAUGCACGAUCCACCAGCGUUCAGUCCAUCUAUCUGUCGGUCUGGUUGUAUCUGUAGACGAGGUUAUGUGCUUGACUCUCUCACUAAGGAAUGUGUCAAGCCGUCCCAGUGUCCUUGUCAUCAUGGUGGACACAGCUAUUCUGAUGGUGACAAGAUACAGGAGGACUGCAACACUUGUACAUGCGAGGGAGGCAAGUGGACCUGUACCCAGCACUCCUGCCCAGGUCUGUGUAGUGCUUGGGGAGAUUCACACUUCCGUACGUUUGAUGACCGGAUCUUUGACUUCCAGGGUGCUUGUGACUAUAUGCUGGCCAAGGGCUCUUUGUCUGACUCUGACUCAUUCAAUGUGGCCCUUGAGAUUGUCUCUUGCGGAACGUCCGGUGUGAGUUGUCCUAAAGCUGUCACUCUGUCAGUGGGCUCAGGCGACAAACACGAGACCAUCACCUUCUCAACCAACAAGCCACUUCCAGUCAGCAUAAACCUGGACAGAAUCACAGUAAGACAAGCAGGGUUAUUUGUGUUUGCCGAAGUGGCAGACUUGGGCAUCGUGCUGCAGUGGGACAGAGGCACCAGAGUCAUUCUCAAGGCAGAUCCCAAGUGGAAAGGAAGGCUUAAAGGUCUAUGUGGUAACUACAAUGGAGAUGAAAAGGAUGAUUUCCAGACACCAUCAGGAGGUGUGAGUGAGGUGUCUGCCCAACUGUUUGGGGACUCCUGGAAACUGCAACCAUACUGUCCUCAGGCUCGUCCUGUACUGGACACCUGCAAGCUUCAUCCUAAUCGUAAGUCCUGGGCUGUCAAGAAGUGUGGAGUGCUCAAGUCUUCAUUGUUCCGCCCCUGUCACUCUGAAGUACCGAUCGAACCUUACCUUGACAGGUGUAUAUUUGACACUUGUGGCUGUGACCAAGGAGGGGACUGUGAAUGUUUGUGUACUGCGUUGGCCGCGUACGCACAGGAGUGCAACACACGCGGAGUACACAUCAAGUGGCGUACCCAGGCAUUGUGCCCCAUACAAUGUGAUGAGACUUGCUCCCAGUACCAACCAUGUGUGGAGACCUGCCCACUGGAGACCUGUGACAACACGCUGAUGUACAAGUCUCUGUCAGUACUCUGUCAGCAGGAUACCUGCGUCGAAGGUUGCCAGAUGAAGCCGUGUCCUCCGGGUCAGGUGUACCACAACAUCACACACCCAGUCUGUGUGCCUGUGGCCGAGUGCAAGCCUGUCUGUCUCACGGUUGAUGGGAAGGAGUACUUUGAAGGUGACUUGAUGGAGGGCGAUGACUGCUACAGUUGUUACUGUUCCCGCCACAAGAAGACAUGUACUGGCCAGCCCUGUACCACCCCCAGUCCCCCUCCUCCCACCACCACCCCUGCCCAGGAUCAGGCCAUGCAGUGUGUCCCGGGUUGGUCAGAGUGGAUGAGCAAUGAUCAGCCCAUUCCGGACAAAAAGGAGUCAGACAUUGAACCACUGCCUUCCCCUAGAGAUUUCAAGUCUGCUGCGUUCUACGCCAAGGGACUUAAGAAGUCGGCCGCAAGAGGACAGUGUGCGCGAGAGAUGAUGGCAGACAUUGAGUGUCGCACUGUUUACACCAAUCAACACUACAAGGAAACAAUGCAGGAUGUAGAGUGUAGCCUGGAGCAAGGACUGGUGUGUCGAGGACAGUGCGACGAUUACGAGAUUAGAGUGCUGUGUCACUGUGGGUCCACGACUGUAACAACUCCAACAACAGUGACAACAACUGAACUGGUGACAGAACCUUCAACAACAACAACGACGACGACGACGACAACUACAACCACUACAACAUCUACUACCACAACAAGUGAACAACCAGUGGUGGAGAUAGUGACGUGCGAUGUCUUGAAGCCCGUGUCGGUACACCCCGGGGACUGCAGCAAGUACUACCAGUGCGCUGAAACCGAGAGGGGACUGGAACAGCUGGAGCGGGAGUGCGCUCCACUCUUGUGGUUCAACCCGGAGAGUUUGAACUGUGAUUGGCCCGAGACAGUGAAGCAUAUUCGCCCUGAGUGUACAGUGACUGAGGGCAAACCAGUCUGCGAGGAGAGCUGGAGUGAGUGGGUGAACGUGUCACAUCCUGCCAGCGAGGAUGGGGACUUUGAGACUUUCUCUAAGAUACAGGAGGCUGGCAUCUCCUUGUGUCCUGGUGUCAACGGUCACAUCAAGGACAUACAAUGCCAGUAUCGGGCAGCACCACCCACUAAGACUGCAACCAAGAAGGGACGCAAGCCCAGUCGGUGGACAGAUAGAGAUUAUAGAGAGUCGGACGAUGUGGAUGUGAUUUGUUCUCCGCAGACAGGACUGACCUGCCUCAACUACAAACAGGCAGACGGGCAGUGCCAGGACUAUAGCAUCAGGGUGUUGUGUGGUUGUGAAAAAGAAGUAGAAAUUGGGGUACACGAGGUUGGAAUAACAGAGCAACCAAGGAUCAACCCUGUGGCUGAAGGCUGCCGAAGUGAUGAACAGUGGGUUGAGUGUAAUCUGCAAUGUGACCAGUUGUGUCUAUACUACGAUCAUGUGCUUCAGGUUGAGGGCAAGUGCACCACAGGGCGGAAGUGUGUUGCAGGAUGCUGGCCUACGGGUUCCGCAACUGCUUGCCCUCCUGGGUUCCGUUGGAGAGAGUGGGGUUCCUGUGUCCGCAUUGAUGACUGUACCUGCAGGUCAAACUCUGGAGCAAUCGUCAAGCCAGGAGAGGUGAUUCACGAAAGUGACUGCAAAGUCUGUAUCUGUGAGAACAACCAUUACACGUGUGAUGACUCUGCCUGUCACACAACUACGUCUACAACCACAACCACAACUACAACAACAACAACAACAACAACAGAGACUCCAACCACAACCACAGAGCCGGUCACCACCACAGAACCAACCACAGUGUUCAUACUACCCAGCACAGUGUCCCCACCCCCACCUUGUGAUCGAGACAGAUUGGUUCCUCUGCUGGUGAGACUACCUGACUCAGCAUUCACAGCAUCUACUAGUCAACUGGGGUCGGAGCCGUGGCAGACACGACGCCGGGGGACUACAGGCCUCAGUGUGUGGAGACCUCAAGUAUCCAGACAGAACGAGUUCUUGCAGGUGGAUCUGGGCAUGCCAGAACCUGUGUAUGGGGUGCGCAGUGCAGGUGCCAACUCGACACAAUACGUCAGUAGCUUCCAGCUGCUGUAUAGCAUGGACAACAAUACUUUCAGCUACGUCACCCUCUACAGCCUUCCCGAGGUGUUCCGAGGUUCGGUGACAGGAGAACCACUGGUACAGAUGUUUGGCCAACCUAUAGAAGCGCGAUACAUCCGCGUGUUGCCAGAAACAUGGGUCGGUGAUAUCGCGCUCAGUCUGGAACUGCUAGGAUGUGGAGAACCCACCACGACUGAGGAGCCCACCACAGAGCCUGUUACCACCACCACGGCACUGCCCACCACCACAGAACUGCUCACCACAAUCCCGACCACUGUAGCGCCAGUCUGCACCGACGACAUGGGCCUGGACGCUGGACUACUGGGAGCCCACCAAGUGACAGUUUCAUCUAGUAAACAGCUCCACUUCCACCCAAGGGUGGCAGCCCUCUCUCACCCCCAUGGGUGGAUCCCCCUCCUGAGCUCUCCCAGUGAGUGGAUACAGUUUGACUUACUGGAGGAGCGUAUACUGACGGGUGUGAAGACCAAAGGCAGUCCUGAGGCCGUGUACGAGCCUGCCUGGGUCACCAGUUACAAGGUCACGUACAGCCAUGACGGACAGAACUGGAACCUCAUUCUGAGCCCAGAGCACACUGAGAAGGUAUUUCUGGGUAACUACGACAGCGGAUCUGUUCACACCAACUACUUCGACAAGCCAGUGCACGCGCGUUAUGUGAGGGUCUACCCCAACACUUGGCACAACAUGCCAGCUUUGAGAUUGGAGCUACUCGGCUGCUACGAGCCUUAUCCCACAGUGACUACAGAAGCUACCACAACAGAAGAACCGAUAAUCACUACAGAAGGCCUGUGUAACAUCUGCGAGGGCGCACCCUCUGUCAGCCCCUGCCCAUGCUCUGAGACUGCCUGGUGGGAUGGGGAACAGUGCACCACUCGCACACAGUGUCCGUGCUACGUCGGCCAUAUCACGUACGCUGUAGGAUCCACAUACGACACCGAGGACUGCGAUCAGUGUAUCUGCAGCCUCAACGGCCAGCCUCGGUGCUCCAAGAAGAUUUGUCCCUCUUGUGCCAAGGAUCUGCUAGCUGUGCUGACCCCCAGUUGCGGUUGUGUGUGUAAGCCUUGUCCUGAGGGUACGCGGAUGUGCCCCACCUCCAAUAUCUGUGUCAACAUCACUUCCUGGUGUGAUGGGGUCCUGGAUUGUGCCGAUGAUGAGGUGGACUGUACCACCACUCCUCUGCCCACCACUCCUCUGCCCACCACUCCUCUGCCCACCACUCCUCCGCCCACCACUCCUCCGCCCACCACUCCUCCGCCAACCACUCCGCCCACCACGUCUACCACACCGGCCACCACCACCACCGCUCAGAUUUCAAGGAUCGUAGCGUGCCCCACAGUGGAGUGUCCUGAGGGGUUCUUGGUAAAUUACACCAAGCAGGAGCCAGAGAGUUCAGGAUGGAGUCCAUUUGGUAGGAAGAGCAAGUGGGGCUCAAUGAUCAAAGGACGAGCCCGCGGAGGGGUGAAAGGUGGUCGCAAGGGGGUGCCCCCCCACAAGACACGUCGACCCCCCACCAAGACACCAUUGGUCUGCCCAGAGUACAAAUGCGUGCCUAACAAACCUAAGGAGAAGUUCUGUCCUAUUCCGAAAUGCUCAGAUGGAUAUGAUUUAAAGACGAUAGAGGUGCAAGGCGAUAAGUGUCCUGAGUACUCCUGCGAGCUGCGGCAUGUGCCAGACGGCAAGUGUAACGUUACCGGCCGCACCUUCGACACCUUUGAUGGCACCGAAUAUAAAUACGACAUCUGCGACCACGUCCUGGCCCAGGAUACUGUCAACAAGGAGUGGCAGAUCAAGUUGAAGAAGAUUUGCCCCUAUAUUGGCUCUUGCUCCAAGGCUCUCAUCAUCUUCCAGCACAACCACACUCUGCAGUUCAACUCUGACCUGAGUAUCCUGUACGACGGGUAUUCCUACACUGUGCCUCAGAUGCAGAAAAUUGGUCAACAGACUCGAGACUUUGCCAUGAAGCAAGUGAGCAACAAGUUUAUCAUCUUUGCCAGCAUCCUGGACUUUACAGUUAUCUGGGAUGUCCAGGGCAAUGUCAGGAUAACGUUCAUCAUUUUCGCCAGCAUCCUUGAUUUCACUGUCAUCUGGUAUGUCCAGGGCAAUGUCAGGAUAACGGUGAGUACCUGUACUAGUAAGAAUGGUUUCAUCAAGCAAGUGAGCAACAAGUUCAUCAUCUUCGCCAGCAUCCUGGAUUUCACUGUCAUCUGGUAUGUCCAGGGCAAUGUCAGGAUAACGGUGAGUACCUGUACUAGUAAGAAUGGUUUCAUCAAGCAAGUGAGCAACAAGUUCAUCAUCUUCGCCAGCAUCCUGGAUUUCACUGUCAUCUGGGAUGUCCAGGGCAAUGUCAGGAUAACGGUUCCAGGAAGUGCUCAAGGCCAGGUGGAUGGACUCUGUGGAUUCUUCGACGGAGAUAAAAACAAUGACCGUCGCAAGCCGGACGGCAGCCAAGCCCACACCAGUGUGGAGUUUGGUGACAGUUGGGGCCGCACAGACUGUGACACGCACGUGUGUCCUCUACACAUUCAGAACAUGGCUUGGGAGAUGUGCAGUAUCAUCAAAAAAGAGCCGCUGAACCAGUGCGAGGGAGCCAUCAACUUGGACAAAGCUGUGUCCGUUUGUGUGGAGUCCAUAUGUGCAUGUAUGGAUAGAAACGUGAGUGAUCCCGAGGCCUGUCGCUGCCAGGCUCUGCUUGAUAUUGUCACAACAUGUCAGGCCCUGCAACCACAUGUUGACAUGCAUGCAUGGCGCAUGCACCACAACUGCCCGGUGAACUGCUCUGCACCGUUGGUGUAUAAGGAAUGCUACUCACGUGCGUGUGAGCCCAGCUGUGAUGAUUUAAUGCAGGAGGACCCGUGUCCGGCUAUGGACGGAGAGUGUUUCCCAGGCUGUUACUGCCCUGAUGGUCUCGUGAUGGAUGGCCUUCGCUGUGUCAGACCGACGGACUGCAGAGACUGUGUGUGUAACGGGUUUGGAAAGACAAGAUUUGUCACGUUCGACAGAGUAGACUUCAGCUUUGACGGCAACUGUACACAUGUCCUGGCCAAGACACUGGAACACUCUCAUGGCCCCAAGUUCAAGGUACUGGCCACAAAUGGACCGUGUGCUGAUGAGUCUGGGGACACUUGUGUCAAGAGUCUGACAGUCUUGUACUUGGAUCAUACUGUACACCUCAGCAGCACGGGCACUGAACAGAAUGUCCUGGUUGACGAUGAAUCAGCUGCACUGCCCCAGUCCCUGGGUUGGACCACCCUGGGUCUCUCAGCCAGCAAGGCACUGAAAUUUUCCAUCCCUGACAUCCACCUAGACCUGGUGUUCCAUGGAGUGGAUCAUGGCUUCUCAAUCUCUCUAUGUAAUGUCCUGGUUGACGAUGAACCAGCUGCACUGCCUCAGUCACUGGGUUGGGUCUCCCUGGGUCUCUCAGCCAGGAAGACUGUGACAAUCUCCAUCCCUGACAUCCACCUGGCCCUGGUGUUCUAUGGAGUGGAUCAUGGCUUCUCAAUCUCUCUAUGUAAUGUCCUGGUUGACGAUGAACCAGCUGCACUGCCUCAGUCACUGGGUUGGGUCACCCUGGGUCUCUCAGCCAGCAAGGCUGUGACAAUCUCCAUCCCUGAUAUCCACCUGGCCCUGGUGUUCUAUGGAGUGGAUCAUGGCUUCUCAAUCUCUCUAUGUAAUGUCCUGGUUGACGAUGAACCAGCUGCACUGCCUCAGUCACUGGGUUGGGUCACCCUGGGUCUCUCAGCCAGCAAGGCUGUGACACUUUCCAUCCCUGACAUCCACCAAGACCUGAAUGUCCUGGUUGAUGAUGAACCAGCUGCACUGCCCCAGUCCCUGGGUUGGGCCACCCUGAGUCUCUCAGCAAGGAAGGCUGUGACAAUCUCCAUCCCUGAUAUCCACCUGGCCCUGGUGUUCUAUGGAGUGGAUCAUGGCUUCUCAAUCUCUCUAUGUAAUGUCCUGGUUGACGAUGAACCAGCUGCACUGCCUCAGUCACUGGGUUGGGUCACCCUGGGUCUCUCAGCCAGCAAGGCUGUGACACUUUCCAUCCCUGACAUCCACCUAGACCUGAAUGUCCUGGUUGACGAUGAACCAGCUGCACUGCCUCAGUCACUGGGUUGGGUCACCCUGGGUCUCUCAGCCAGCAAGGCAGUGAAACUUUCCAUCCCUGACAUCCACCUAGACCUGAAUGUCCUGGUUGACGAUGAAUCAGCUGCACUGCCUCAGUCACUGGGUUGGGCCACCCUGGGUCUCUCAGCCAGCAAGGCAGUGACACUCUCCAUCCCUGACAUCCACCUGGACCUGAAUGUCCUGGUUGACGAUGAACCAGCUGAACUGCCUCAGUCACUGGAUUGGGCCACCCUGGGUCUCUCAGCCAGCAAGGCUGUGACACUUUCCAUCCCUGACAUCCACCUAGACCUGAAUGUCCUGGUUGACGAUGAACCAGCUGCAUUGCCCCAGUCACUGAGUUGGGCCACCCUGGGUCUCUCAGCCAGCAAGGCUGUGACACUCUCCAUCCCCGACAUCCACUUGGACCUGGUGUUCUAUGGAGUGGAUCAUGGCUUCACAAUCAGUCUGCCCUCUCAAAUUUACAAGGGUGUAACCGAAGGGUUGUGUGGAAGCUGUAAUAACAACCAGACGGAUGACUUCAAGACCAAGGAAGGUGAGAUAACAGAAGACGCUGACAAGUUCGGGAAGAGCUGGAAGGCCACUGAACUUCCACCAGUUUUGGGCACAGAAGAGCAGUGCUCUGUGAAUGUUAACAAGAACAACUGCACUCUCCCCCCAGCAGAGAAUGAUCUCUGUCUCAAGCUCUUGGACACUGCUCUUUUUGGAAGAUGCCAUGCUGUGGUGGAGCCAGAACCAUUUGUGAAACUGUGCCACGAGAGCUGGUGCCAUAACAACCAUACCGGAUGCCAAGACCUGGAACCUUAUGCCAAAGAGUGCCAGGCGACCGGUAUCUGUCUGUCUUGGAGAGGUCCUGAUCUGUGUCCUUACCAGUGUCCUCCUGGUCUGCAGUAUCAAGCGUGUGGGCUGGGCUGUGACAUCACCUGUGACAACGUGGAACUCUACCGCAAGAACCCUUCUGCUUGUGCUGCCCCCAACUCUGAGUCUUGCGUCUGUCCUUACCCUCAGGUAUGGAAGAACAAUAGCUGUGUGCCUGAAAACCGCUGCCAACCCUGUGAUGUGGAAGGUCACUACCCUGGGGACUCCUGGCAGCCUGAUAUCUGCACUACUUGUACCUGCCAGGUUGGCAACAGUGUGCAGUGCCAGCGGACUCAGUGUCCCAGCACUGCAACAGUCUGUGAGAGAGGCUUCAAGUCCAUUGUAGUUCAAGGCACAGAGGCAGAUUGCUGUCCUAAGUACAUGUGUGUUCUGGAACCUCGGGAACAGGAGGCUACCUGUCCACCUCCUCAGCAACCGGUCUGUGGCUACGGGCAAGUGCUGAAGACAGAGUCCGGCCCCAAUGGAUGUCAGGAGUUUAUCUGCCAAUGUGUGCCGAGUGACGAGUGCCCGGACGUCGAUGCCAUGUUAGGGCAUACCGAGGAGCCUGGUAUGCAGGCUGUAGUCAACACCUCAGGGUGCUGCCCCCGAGUGGAGGAGUUGUGUCGACCGGAGACCUGCCCCCCUCCCCCCACUUGUCCACCCUUUAUGGAGGUGACCAAACGUGAUGUUGAGCGCUGCUGCUUCGACUACAGAUGCGAACCUCUUAAAGAAACUUGCUUGUACGAAAUGGAGUUCAUUGAAGACGCUGAAGGUGGAGAACGCAAACGCAAACCAUCAGAGCGGUUCACUGUCGCCAAGAAGAACGGUGAGGUUUGGCAAGAUGGGCCCUGUCGGGAGUGUGAAUGUCAAAGCAACGUGUGGAGAGCCAAGUGUACAGUACAGCAGUGUCCUGCCCAGCCGUCAGACCCAGACUUUGUCUUUGAAGCCCAGCCACAGGCCAAGAAGUGUUGUCCUGAGUACAAGAAAACAGCCUGUCGAGUUGGCAACACCAUCUACAAGGAAGGAGAAGUUCUUGUUGCGGCCGACGGUGAUCCAUGCAAGAAUCUGACAUGUCUGAGAACUGACUCCGGAGAACUGGUACUUCAUAAGAGCACCCAGGCUUGUGAUACCGAGUGCCCACUGGGCUGGGAGUAUACAGAGCCAGUGUUCUCGAGCCACUGCUGUGGAGAGUGCAAGCCAGUAGCGUGUGUGGUCAACGGGACUCUACACAGGAGAGAUAGCAGCUGGCAGUCUCCAGACAACUGUACAUCCUUUAUGUGUGACAUCUCAGGCAAGCAGGUACAAGUGAUAUCGUCCCAAGAGCAGUGCCCGAGUCUUCUUGACUGCCCGGUAGAGAACCAGUACCAAGAUGGCUGCUGUCUCAAGUGUAACCAGACAACAGCUGAGUCCCACAGUGAGUACUGAGAUAUAUCUGGACUCAA
Molecule: messenger RNA, 13259 nt
Organism: Homalodisca vitripennis (glassy-winged sharpshooter)
Lineage: Eukaryota; Metazoa; Arthropoda; Insecta; Hemiptera; Cicadellidae
Product: hemocytin-like
Cellular component (GO): extracellular matrix; extracellular region
Molecular function (GO): protein binding; chitin binding
Source: RefSeq, a predicted model, not a curated record